ACUCAACAACCCACCGCAGUUUAAUUACGUAUUGGCCGCCCCAUGUUUGGCCUUUCAAGGUCGGUUGAACAAAACGGCGGGUGUUCUUGAGUAAAAUAGAAUUCUGCCGUGCCACGUAACCUAAGUGUUGUCGAAGAUGCCGCGCUACCCGCCUGAUCGUUGGUUUGAUUAUACCUCAUUGGGCGUCCCAGUAAAAGGGACGCGUUUGCUUCCGAUAAAACUACCUAUACCAUCAGAAAAGUCCAGCAAUAUUCCUUUUCAUUUAAGAUUUACACUAGGUGACCUUAUUAACUGUGUUGAAUCAUAUAACCAAAAAUUGACGUGUGUCAUAGAUUUGACAUAUGCAAACUAUUAUUCGCCAAAGUUCCUUCGUGAUAAUAAUAUAAGUUACCAUAAGAUAUAUGUAGAAGGACAUACAAUCCCAAAUUCGAAAACUGUUGAACAGCAAGUUCUUAUUAAGUUCAGAAUCGACUGUUUUAGGUUCAUCAAUAUGGUUAACAAGGAACGUGAACAAUCUCCAGAUGGUAUAAUUGCUGUACACUGCACACAUGGUGUAAACCGAACGGGUUAUUUAAUAUGCAGGUAAUGUUCGCUACCAUACUACCUAUUAGUCUCAAGAUAUCUUAUCGAUUUUAUGAAUAUAAAUCCUAAAGAUGCUCUUAGAGAAUUCGAAUGGGCACGUGGUCAUCCUGUCGAAAGAGAAAAUUAUGUUGAAGAUUUAUUGAAUUCUGUCAGUAAAUUAGAGGUCACAAACGUUGAAAACAAUAGAAAAUCGCAUUAAACUCGGAAGGUCCCUAUACGUGUUCUGAUAUGCAAUUUAUGGCUUCUGUCAACUAAUUGAAAGGCUCGGAACUUUCUAAUAAUCAAGGUUAUGCAAGUGAAAAACAGCGAAUUUCUGAAUAUGGAAGAUUGCGCGAGGAGACCAUGUACAGGUUCAUGAAAACUUUUAUAUUGACUACUGUCACGUUUAUUCAUCUAAUGGAUUUAAAUAUAAAUAUAACAACUGUA
Molecule: messenger RNA, 1008 nt
Organism: Schistosoma margrebowiei
Lineage: Eukaryota; Metazoa; Platyhelminthes; Trematoda; Strigeidida; Schistosomatidae
Source: the annotation of a GenBank genome assembly